AUGGCUGAGAAACAUCUGUAUGGAUUGUUUCAUUACAACCACACAAUGCUUGGACUUGAAUCACUUCCAGAUCCUACUGAUACCUGGGAAAUUAUAGAGACCAUAGGUAAAGGCACCUAUGGCAAGGUCUAUAAAGUAACUAACAAGAAAGAUGGGAGCCUGGCUGCAGUAAAAAUUUUGGAUCCAGUCAGUGAUAUGGAUGAAGAAAUUGAAGCAGAAUACAACAUUUUGCAGUUUCUUCCUAAUCAUCCCAACGUUGUAAAGUUUUAUGGGAUGUUUUACAAAGCGGAUCACUGUGUGGGAGGACAGCUGUGGCUGGUCCUGGAGUUGUGUAAUGGGGGCUCAGUCACGGAGCUUGUCAAAGGUCGACUCAGGUGUGGCCAGCGGUUGGAUGAAGCAAUGAUCUCCUACAUCUUAUAUGGGGCCCUCUUGGGUCUUCAGCAUUUGCACAAUAACCGAAUCAUCCACCGUGAUGUCAAGGGGAAUAACAUUCUUCUGACAACAGAAGGAGGAGUUAAGCUCGUUGACUUUGGUGUCUCAGCUCAACUCACCAGUACACGUCUACGGAGAAACACAUCUGUUGGUACCCCGUUCUGGAUGGCUCCUGAGGUCAUUGCUUGUGAGCAGCAGUAUGACUCUUCCUAUGACGCUCGCUGUGACGUCUGGUCCUUGGGGAUCACAGCUAUUGAACUGGGGGACGGAGACCCUCCCCUCUUUGACAUGCAUCCUGUGAAAACGCUUUUUAAGAUUCCAAGAAAUCCUCCACCUACUUUACUCCAUCCAGAAGAAUGGAGUGAGGAAUUCAACCACUUUAUUUCACGGUGUCUUAUUAAGGAUUUUGAAAAGCGGCCUUCUGUCACACAUCUCCUUGACCACCCAUUUAUUAAAGGAGCCCACGGGAAGGUUUUAUUUCUGCAAAAACAGCUGGCCAAGGUCCUCCAAGACCAGAAGCAUCAAAACACUGUUGUUAAAACAAGGCAUGAAAGAAUGCAUACCAGAAGACCCUAUCAUGUGGAAAAUGCUGAAAAAUGCUGCCUUGAGGAUGAUUUGGUGAAUUUAGAGGUUCUGGAUGAGGAUACAAUUAUUUGUCAGUUGCAAAAGCGUUAUGUGGACUUGCUCAUUUACACCUAUGUUGGAGACAUCUUAAUUGCCUUAAACCCCUUCCAGAAUCUAAGCAUAUACUCUCCACAGUUUUCCAGACUUUAUCAUGGGGUGAGACGUGCCUCCAAUCCCCCCCACAUAUUUGCAUCAGCAGAUGCUGCUUACCAAUGUAUGGUUACUUUCAGCAAAGACCAGUGCAUUGUCAUCAGUGGAGAAAGUGGCUCUGGGAAGACAGAGAGUGCCCACCUGAUUGUUCAGCAUUUGACUUUCUUGGGAAAGGCCAAUAAUCAGACCUUGAGAGAGAAAAUUCUGCAAGUCAACUCUCUGGUGGAAGCCUUUGGAAAUGCAUGCACUGCCAUCAAUGACAAUUCGAGCCGUUUUGGAAAAUAUCUGGAAAUGAUGUUUACACCAACUGGAGCUGUGAUGGGGGCAAGAAUAUCUGAAUAUCUCCUUGAAAAAUCCAGAGUUAUAAAACAGGCAGUGGGAGAGAAAAAUUUUCACAUAUUUUACUAUAUUUAUGCUGGUCUUUAUCACCAGAGGAAACUUUCUGAGUUUAGACUUCCUGAGGAAAAACCUCCUAGGUAUAUAGCUGAUGGAACUGGAAGGGUGAUACACGACAUAACUUCCAAGGAGUCUUACAGAAGACAAUUUGAAACAAUUCAGCAUUGCUUCAGGAUUAUAGGGUUCACUGACAAGGAGGUGCACUCAGUGUAUAGAAUUUUGGCUGGAAUUUUGAAUAUUGGAAACAUUGAGUUUGCAGCUAUUUCCUCUCAACAUCAAACUGACAAAAGUGAGGUCCCCAAUGCUGAAGCUUUGGAAAAUGCUGCCUCUGUUCUCUGCAUCAGCCCCGAAGAACUCCAAGAGGCCCUUAUCUCACACUGUGUGGUCACCCGCGGUGAAACCAUCAUCCGUGCCAAUACUGUCGACAGGGCUGCGGAUGUCCGAGAUGCCAUGUCCAAAUCCCUGUAUGGGAGGCUCUUCAGUUGGAUUGUAAAUCGCAUCAAUACACUCCUGCAACCAGACAAAAACAUAUGUAGUGCAGAUGAUGGUAUGAAUGUGGGGAUCUUGGAUAUUUUUGGGUUCGAGAACUUUGGGAGAAAUUCAUUUGAACAGCUCUGCAUAAACAUCGCCAAUGAGCAAAUCCAGUACUAUUUCAACCAGCACGUUUUCGCUCUUGAGCAGAUGGAAUAUCAGAAUGAAGGCAUUGAUGCUACACUUGUGAUGUAUGAGGACAAUCGCCCACUCUUGGACAUGUUCCUCCAGAAACCUCUGGGACUGCUUGCGCUUUUGGAUGAGGAAAGUCGAUUUCCCCAAGCAACUGAUCAGACCCUGGUUGAUAAAUUUGAAGAUAAUCUACGAUGCAAAUACUUCUGGAGGCCCAAAGGGGUGGAGCUAUGCUUUGGCAUUCUGCACUAUGCUGGAAAGGUAUUAUACGAUGCUUCUGGGGUUCUUGAGAAAAACAAAGACACUCUCCCUGCUGAUGUGGUUGUAGUCCUGAGAACGUCAGAAAACAAGCUUCUGCAGCAACUCUUCUCAAUUCCUUUGACCAAAACAGGUAAUUUGGCCCAAACAAGAGCCAGGAUAACAGCAGCCUCAAGAUCUUUGCCUCCACAUUUCAGUACUGGGAGAACCAAGGUGGACACUCUGGAGGUGAUACGGCAUCCAGAAGAAACUACCAACAUGAAGAGGCAGACCAUGGCUUCUUACUUCCGGUACUCUCUGAUGGAUCUGCUCUCCAAAAUGGUGGUUGGACAGCCCCACUUUGUGCGGUGCAUUAAACCCAAUGAUGACCGAGAGGCCUUGAAGUUCUCCCGAGAGAGUGUGCUGGCCCAGCUCCGUUCCACAGGGAUCCUGGAGACAGUCAGCAUCCGCAGGCAGGGGUAUUCCCACCGCAUCCUCUUUGAAGAAUUUGUGAAAAGGUAUUAUUACUUGGCAUUCAAAGCACAUGAAACACCUUUUGCUAGCAAAGAGAGCUGUGUUGCUAUCUUGGAAAAAUGCAGAUUAGAUCACUGGGUGCUGGGAAAAACAAAGGUUUUUCUCAAAUAUUACCAUGUUGAGCAGUUAAAUUUGCUGCUGCAAGAAGUCAUAGGCAGAGUGGUUGUGCUGCAGGCAUAUGCCAAGGGGUGGCUUGCAGCCAGGAGAUACAAAAGAAUCAGAGAGAAGAGAGAGAAGGCGGCUAUUGCCGUCCAGUCAGGGUACCCUUCAAACCAAAGCAGUGAUCUGCAGCCUACUGUUGCAGGAGAUACUAAGGGAAGUGCCCAGGAUCAAGACUGCAGCGAGCCCGGUAACCACUCCAUUCUGAGGGCCUCUAUAGAUCAUAAAAGCAGUCUGCAAACAGAAUUCAGCAGUGGCCAUGGGCAGACUUCAAGCAACUCUCUUGCUGUCACUGAAAAAAAUCGGCAUCCACAAGCCCAAGGUUCUCCAAAAGGGUGUGAUGUCUCCACAGGACAUCCAAAUAAGCACUCCGUUUCUGGGACUGAUCUGCUGUCUUCUCAGACAUGCCAUGCUGCCCCAGGUCUCCCAGGACCAAGUCCCUCAAGGGGAGCCCCUGCAACACCUGUUUCAGAAAAUGGUCAUAUACAGAAGCAACGAACACCUCACCGAAGAUGUCAGCAGCCCAAAAUGUUGAGUAGCCCUGAGGACACCAUGUACUAUAACCAGUUAAAUGGAACUCUAGAAUAUCAAGGGAGCAAGAGGAAGCCAAGAAAACUUGGCCAGAUCAAAGUGCUUGAUGGGGAAGAUGAAUAUUACAAAUCCUUGUCACCUGUGGACUCUAUUCCCGAGGAAGACAGCCCAUCCUGCCCUUUCUUUUCUUCCUCAUCCUCGAAAGGAGCAUCUUUUGCUCAGCACUGAGCUGAACUUCCUGCACCCCAUGUCUGUUGAGGAAAGUAUCUCUGCAAGGAUACCUGACAUGAAGAAAACCAACAAGCUGAAAGAUACUGUCAAGACAAAAUAACUGACCCUGGACAAAAUAGAAAU
Nyctereutes procyonoides (raccoon dog) is the source of this 4080-nucleotide messenger RNA. It is a transcript of the gene MYO3B, whose product is annotated as myosin IIIB. The transcript has 35 exons. Gene Ontology annotation, cellular component: myosin complex. NCBI's taxonomy places the organism in Eukaryota, Metazoa, Chordata, Mammalia, Carnivora, Canidae. The coding region runs from base 1 to 3954 and encodes 1317 amino acids. Gene Ontology annotation, biological process: protein phosphorylation. Gene Ontology annotation, molecular function: ATP binding; protein binding; cytoskeletal motor activity. The record is from RefSeq and is a predicted model, not a curated record.